Beauveria bassiana ARSEF 2860 is the source of this 456-nucleotide messenger RNA. Its product is annotated as conidial pigment biosynthesis scytalone dehydratase Arp1. The transcript is spliced from 3 exons. Lineage: Eukaryota; Fungi; Ascomycota; Sordariomycetes; Hypocreales; Cordycipitaceae. The record is from RefSeq and is a predicted model, not a curated record. Bases 1 to 456 code for a protein of 151 amino acids. Gene Ontology annotation, molecular function: scytalone dehydratase activity. Gene Ontology annotation, biological process: melanin metabolic process.
AUGGCAUCUGACCUCCUUCAAGCCGAGCCUAGCCUCCGCCGAGACUGGGAUCUUUUGGCGUCGAUCUGUGCCGACGAGAUGUGGAUCUGCUACGACAAACUGAACAUGGGUAUCAGCAGCCAGAAGAUGCCCAAGGAGGACUUUAUAGCCAUGCUUAGUAGCUCUCACUUGCUAGGAAAUCCCAAAGUCUCUACACAACAUUUUCUUGGGAAUGCUCUAUUCGAAGCGGUCCAGGCAAAGGAAAGCGAAAUCAAUGUCGUCUGUGGCGAGUGGCAGAUUAUGGCCAGCCACCAGCGAGUUUUGCCAGAUAGCGAGAUGAAAUGCUGGUUGUCUCAGGGUUAUUUGAAGCACUUUUACCAGAGGGUGGGAGCAGAGUGGAAGUUGUACGGCAUAGAGCCGAGCAUCGUGCUUAUGAAUGCUCAAGGGGUGAUUGAAGACAUCUUUGUACUACAAUAA